Molecule: messenger RNA, 2528 nt
Organism: Zonotrichia leucophrys gambelii
Lineage: Eukaryota; Metazoa; Chordata; Aves; Passeriformes; Passerellidae
Gene: PHEX
Product: phosphate regulating endopeptidase X-linked
Exons: 22
Coding region: 76-2319 (747 amino acids)
Biological process (GO): protein processing
Cellular component (GO): plasma membrane
Molecular function (GO): metalloendopeptidase activity
Source: RefSeq, a predicted model, not a curated record
AGUUGAAACACUGACACAACAGCAGCAGGGGAAAACCAGACUUUUGAGAGAGCAAGCACCUCCCAAGCUGUCCUGAUGGAAGGAGAGACAGUCCCCGAGGCCAGGGGAGCAGGCAGCAAAGCCACUCGGAUCGCCCUCGGUGUCUUUGUGAGCAGCACUGUUGUGCUUGGCACCGCUCUUUUCUUGGUUAGCCAAGGUCUUAUAAAGUUUCAUCCGAAGCAACAGUACUGUUUGACUGCAGAAUGCAUUGAAGCUGCUGCUAGCAUCCUGAGCAAGAUAAAUCAAUCUGUAGAUCCAUGUGAGAACUUCUAUCGAUUUGCAUGUGAUGGCUGGAUAGAUAAUAACCCCAUUCCUGAAGAUAUGUCCAACUAUGGUGUUUAUCCCUGGCUGCGACACAAAGUGGACCUCAAACUAAAGGCAUUGUUAGAGAAACCCAUCAGCAAAAGACGAGACAGUGAAGCUGUACAGAAGGCCAAGAUCCUUUAUGCAUCCUGCAUGAAUGAGGAUAAAAUUGAAAAAGCCGAUGUGAAACCCCUGUUAAGUAUCUUGAAGCAUUCACCCUUCCGCUGGCCUGUGCUGGAAUCCAACAUUGGACCUGAAGGGCUGUGGUCAGAGAGGAGGUUCAGCCUGGUCCAAGCCUUGGCAGCUCUGCGUGGCCAAUACAGCAGCUCUGUCUUCAUCCGUCUGUAUGUGGGUGCUGAUGACAAAAUCUCCCACCGCUACAUCCUGAAGCUUGAUCAAGCAAGCCUCUCUCUGUCAUCUCGAGAGGAUUACCUAGAAAAUACCACAGAAGCCAAAUCUUACCGAGAUGCCUUUUUGAAGUUCAUGGUUGAUACAGCAGUGCUGCUGGGUGCAAAUGCCUCCCGAGCUGAAUCUGACAUGAAGUCAGUUCUAAAACUGGAAGUUAAAAUAGCAGAGAUCAUGAUUCCAUACGAAAACCGGACAAGUGAGGUGAUGUACAAUAAAAUGAACAUAUCAGAGCUUAGUGCCAUGAUUCCACAGUUUGACUGGCUGGGAUACAUCAAGAAGGUGAUUGACACCAAACUCUAUCCUGAGCUUAAAGAUAUAGGUCCUUCAGAAAAUGUGAUUGUCCGUGUUCCCCAAUACUUCAAAGAUUUAUUCAGGAUACUAGAAAAUGAAAGGAAAAAGACUCUUGCCAAUUACCUGGUAUGGAGGAUGGUUUAUUCAAGGUUAUUUAACCUCAGUAGACGCUUUCAGUAUCGGUGGCUGGAAUUUUCUCGGGUGAUCCAUGGCACUACAACUUUGCUGCCCCAGUGGGAUAAAUGUGUGGACCUUGUAGAAAAUGCCCUCCCCUACGUUGUGGGUAAGAUGUUUGUGAAAGCCCAUUUUAAAGAAGACAAGAAAGAGAUGAUGGAGGAAUUGACUGAAGGAAUUCGCUGGGCUUUUAUUGACAUGUUAGAAAAGGAGAACGACUGGAUGGACUCUGAAACAAAAAGAAAAGCUCAUGAGAAGGCAAAAGCAGUUAUGGCGAAAGUUGGGUACCCUCAGUUUAUAAUGAAUGACACAUAUAUUAAUGAAGACAUCAAAACACUGAAGUUUACAGAAAGUGAUUAUUUUGGCAAUGUAUUGCAAACUCGCAAAUAUGCAGCCCAAUCUGAUUUCUACUGGCUUAGAAAAGAAGUUCCAAAAACAGAAUGGUUUACAAGCCCAACUACUGUAAAUGCUUUUUAUAGUGCAUCUACCAACCAGAUCCGAUUCCCAGCAGGAGAACUUCAAAAGCCUUUCUUUUGGGGAACAGAGUAUCCUAGGUCAUUAAGUUAUGGUGCCAUAGGAGUGAUUGUUGGCCAUGAGUUUACUCAUGGAUUUGAUAGCAAUGGUCGGAAAUAUGACAAAAAUGGAAAUUUAGACCCUUGGUGGACGACUGACUCUGAAGAAAAAUUUAAAGAGAAAACAAAAUGCAUGAUUAAUCAAUACAACAAUUACUACUGGAAGCAAGCUGGCUUACAUGUGAAAGGGAAGAGAACUUUGGCAGAGAACAUUGCAGAUAAUGGAGGUCUGCGAGAAGCUUUCAGAGCAUACAGGAAAUGGAUUACAGAAAAGAGGGGAGGAGAAGAAGAGCCUUUACUGCCAGGCCUUGAGUUCACACAUAACCAGCUUUUCUUUCUGAGUUAUGCCCAUGUAAGAUGCAAUGCCUUUAGACCGGAAUCUGCGAGGGAGCAAAUAUAUACUGGAGCUCACAGCCCUCCUCAGUUCAGAGUGAUCGGAUCCAUGAGCAACUUUGAGGAGUUCCGCAAGGCGUUCAACUGCGCGGCGAACACGACGAUGAACCGCGGGGUGCAGUCCUGCCGGCUCUGGUAGUGGUUCCUGCCAGCCCUGGUAGCUGUUCCUGACAGCCCUUGUCUCAGGAGCCUGCAACUGAACUGCUCAAACCCACAGCCAGAAUUUCAGAAUGAUGCUCUGAAAUAUGGAGAGGUGUUACUUCAGAUGCAUCUUCCUCACCCAUAUUGACGAUCUGCAUGGAUCCGAUCAUUCCUUACUUAGAGCCUAGAAACAUUCCAAAUAGAAGA